AUGGCCGGUAACCCUUCCGAGACUCCCACCGACGAUUUCCUCCAGGAAAUCCUCGGCCUCCAGAGCUUCGCCUCCGCCGACCCUUCCCUCGUUGGCGCCGAUGCCCUCUCCGCUGCUGCCUCCACCCAUGCUCCCAUGUUUCUCCAGCUCAGUUCCGGCGACCCCUCCGCCGCCGGGAUCAACGCCCUAACCGGCUCCUCCCACGGUGAUGCCGCCGGUUUCCAGGGUUUCCCACUGGGGCUCAGCUUGGACCAAGGAAAGGGAGGGUUUCUCAAGCACGAGGAUGCCUCUGGAAGCGGUGCUAAGCGGUUCCGAGACGAUGUCCUUGACGGCAGAGUUGCCAUGUCCAAAAAUGUUUUUCAUGGUCAACCAAUGCCCACAACUGUACCUGCUGCCGCCCCUCAUCCUCCAACAAUGCGUCCAAGGGUCAGGGCAAGAAGAGGGCAGGCUACAGAUCCACACAGCAUCGCUGAGCGUCUGCGCAGAGAAAAAAUAGCAGAAAGGAUCAGAGCAUUACAGGAGUUGGUGCCUAGUGUCAACAAGACAGAUAGAGCUGCGAUGCUCGAUGAAAUUGUGGAUUAUGUGAAGUUUCUCAGACUUCAAGUUAAGGUUCUGAGCAUGAGUCGGCUGGGUGGAGCUGGCGCAGUUGCACCACUUGUAACGGAGAUCCCACUAUCUUCAGUUGAGGAUGAAAAUGGUGAAGGUGGGAGAAGUCAACCCGCGUGGGAGAAGUGGUCCAACGAUGGUACAGAGAGACAAGUAGCCAAACUCAUGGAGGAAAACGUUGGUGCCGCCAUGCAAUUCCUUCAGUCAAAGGCUCUCUGCAUCAUGCCCAUCUCCCUGGCAUCGGCCAUCUACCACACGCAGCCACCGGAUCCUCCAGCCACUGUUAAACCAGAAACAAACCCACCAUCGUAG
Molecule: messenger RNA, 918 nt
Organism: Linum trigynum
Lineage: Eukaryota; Viridiplantae; Streptophyta; Magnoliopsida; Malpighiales; Linaceae
Source: the annotation of a GenBank genome assembly